Molecule: messenger RNA, 948 nt
Organism: Cricetulus griseus (Chinese hamster)
Lineage: Eukaryota; Metazoa; Chordata; Mammalia; Rodentia; Cricetidae
Source: RefSeq, a predicted model, not a curated record
CAGGUGAAACAUGAAGAGCUGAAGGACAUAGACAAUGUUUCUACAGUGAUGCAAUUUGUGCUGGUAGGAUUUUCUGACCUUCCCAACCUCCAAGGAUUUCUAUUUGCAGUUUUCUUUAUUGUUUACAUAAUUAUCCUGAUUGGAAAUUUCCUCAUAAUAGUAGUAACCAGUAUGGAUCCUGCAUUAAGGAAACCCAUGUAUUUUUUUCUGGCACAUUUUUCCUCUCUGGAAAUCUGUUAUGUGUCAGUUACUAUCCCCAGGAUUCUGUUCAACAUUGAGAUGCAGAACAGAUGCAUUUCAGUGAUGUCCUGUGCCACCCAGCUGUGCUUCUUCCUUAUUUUUGGAACUACUGAAUGUUUUCUUCUGGCUGUAAUGUCCUAUGACCGCUAUGUUGCCAUUUGCAAUCCUCUGCACUACAUUCUGAUCAUGAACCCAACAAAGUGCACUCAUCUGGCAGUGUUUUCCUGGCUCGGUGGCAUCCCAGUACAAAUAGGACAAACAUGUCAGAUAUUCUCUCUGCAUUUCUGCAAUUCUAACCAAAUAGACCAUUUCUUCUGUGACAUUCCACCCAUUCUCAAGCUGGCAUGUGGGGACACUUCAGUGAAUGAGCUGUCUGUCUAUGUGGUUGUUACAGUGGUGGCUGCAUUCCCCUUUAUACUGGUGCUUACAUCCUAUAGUAAAAUCAUUGCCACUAUCCUGAGUCUGCCAACAGCCAAAGGGAGAGCAAAAGCCUUCUCCACAUGUUCUUCUCACUUGCUGGUGGUAAUUUUGUUUUAUGGGUCUGGUACAGUUGCCGACUUGAGGCCAAUGUCCAUACACUCUCCAGGAACUGACAAACUGCUCUCCCUGUUCUAUACGAUUGUGACUCCCAUAUUCAAUCCUCUCAUAUACAGCUUUAGGAACAAGGAGUUGAUUGCUGCUCUGAAAAGGUUAUUGUUUAAAGUGUAG